AUGGAUGCUAGUGGACAAGGCCUUUGUGCGUUAGAACCAAAUUUCAAGCGCUACAUUCGUCAACGGUUUUCACACGAAGAAUCCAAGACGCUAUCAAUCAACGUGAGGGAAUUACGCAGUGCGGUUCUCGCUGUUCUACAUUGGGGACCGCAUUGGCACAGUCCAACCAGUACGUCUCCACUUCAUGUCCAAUUUCACAUUGAUAACACAUCCGCUGUUACGUGGGCAAACAAACGAGCCAGCAAGCAUCCAACUGCUCAGCUGUACAAUCGAAAACUAUCACAUGCCGAGUUCCAGUACAACCUUGUGUGUACGGCAACACACAUUCCAGGGAAACUAAAUGUCAUGGCUGACGCUGGAUCCCGGGCAUGGAGUAGCAAUGAUCAGGCAGCAAAGUUAUGGACUAAUUUUUCUGCGCCGUGCCGUAUGGGAUCGCUGCUACUCCGACACUCCCUGGCAAGCUCUACCCAUUCCAAAUAUCUCGCGCAUUGGCGUCAAUGGUGCAGAUUCGCGCACAAAAUGGGGUGGUCACGUUGGCUGAACGAAAAGAACUCAUCUCGUCGACUAGGCUACUUCGCCACGGUCUCCUGGGCCCAUGGGGCGAAUCGCUAUCAGCGAGGCAACCAACUGGGCACUAUCAACCUCAAACUGGCCAGCGUUAAAUGGUUCCAUCGACGAUACAAGGACCUGACACUGCCAGCAACACCUCGUUUGGCUAUGCUACUGCAGGGUAUUAAGCGUCUUUCAUCCCCCAAACGGAAGAAGCAACCUCUCACCAUGCCAUUUCUGCGCCUUCUUCGCCGUAGUCUCGACUUCUCGAAACCACGACAGCGGCUUCUGUGGGGUAGCAUAUUGAUCGGCUUCUUCUUCAUGCUUAGAAGAUCCGAAUAUUUGAUGAUCGACCACACAAGACACUUCUACUGUCUCAAGAACAGCAACGCAUUCUUCUCCGAUCAAGAUGGUCAAGAAGUUGGGUACACACAAGCUACAUCAGUAACAAUUGGACUCGAGGGCGCCAAAAACGACCAGCAUGGUCGAGCAGCGUCUGUACCAUAUUCAGAAAGCACGGCAAGAACUUAA
Phytophthora infestans T30-4 is the source of this 1080-nucleotide messenger RNA. RefSeq lists its product as uncharacterized. Lineage: Eukaryota; Oomycota; Peronosporomycetes; Peronosporales; Peronosporaceae. The record is from RefSeq and is a predicted model, not a curated record. The transcript has 3 exons. Bases 1 to 1080 code for a protein of 359 amino acids.